GGCAUCGAAACCUCGAUUAAAAGACCUGUCGGGGCUAUCCGUGUGUUUCGAUGCGUCGGUGGUUUGGUACAUGGACUUCACAAAUCCCGAGGUACGACGCAGUGAUCUAAAAAUAGACUCCGAAGUGCCAAGUUAUGAAGAUGGGAUGCGCCUCCUGAAGGAACAGCUGGUGCGUACGGAUACAAAUCUAAUAUUUGUUUCAGCCAAACGCUUCCUCAAAGCACUCCGAUGCCACGGUUACGAACCUGGUGGCAAUAUUUCUGACCCACUGAUCGCAGAUUGGUUGCUCAGUCCCUCCACUGAUUAUAAGUCGCCGUUCGAGACCCUCAGCCCAUGCCUCCCGUUGUGCAAAUGGAGUGUGCGCGACCAUACGAGCACAAAACCAGCCGCCACUGACAGAAGUAAAGAGCCCAACAGGGUCUCCAACAAAAUGCCUAUUAAAGACCCCCCACUAGACACUCGGGUUGUGGAGUGUGCUAAGGAGUGUUUGGUGGGCUGGGAGGUUAUGCCUAUUCUGUCCCAGAAAUUGCACCGGCACACUAUGGAUACCCUAUUCACAAAGAUUGAGAUGCCGGUAGUUCGCCUCGUAGCUGAUCUUGAAGCCAGAGGAUUUCCUGUUAUCACAGAG
Sphaeroforma arctica JP610 is the source of this 628-nucleotide messenger RNA. RefSeq lists its product as hypothetical. The annotation marks the transcript as partial. The record is from RefSeq and is a predicted model, not a curated record. Gene Ontology annotation, molecular function: nucleic acid binding. NCBI's taxonomy places the organism in Eukaryota, Ichthyosporea, Ichthyophonida. The transcript has 4 exons.